This is a messenger RNA of Camelina sativa (false flax), 1155 nucleotides long. RefSeq names its product putative F-box protein At2g33190. The record is from RefSeq and is a predicted model, not a curated record. Gene Ontology annotation, molecular function: protein binding. NCBI's taxonomy places the organism in Eukaryota, Viridiplantae, Streptophyta, Magnoliopsida, Brassicales, Brassicaceae.
AUGUCUAGAGAUGAUAAUGGUUGGUCAAAGCUUUAUCCUGAUCUUUUGCGACCGAUCUUCGAAAGCUUAAGUUGCUUAGAUUUUCAUCGAGCAAGAACAGUUUGCUCAAACUGGUAUGCCGUAUCUCAGACAUGUCCUCUGUAUCCAUGGCGAAUCGUAUUCCGAGGUAAGAACUCUGUCUUGUUUGAUCCAUUACAAGACAAGAUCUACACAAAAAAUCUUCUAGGAAUCGACUUAUCCAAAAUCCAUUGUCUCGCUAGUUACGGGAAUUGGAUACUAGUCGUAGAUCCUCGUCUAGAUUUCCACCUUUUGAACGUGUUUACUCGCGAGAGUAUCAAACUCCCUUCAUUAGAAUCAUCGCUUCGUGGUGAUCGUCCUUUUAGAUUCAUACGAAAUGACGAGUUUGGAUACUUCCUUGAGCUCUACGGCACCAAGUUUCUCUUGACAUGGAACGAUUUUAGGUUUGAAAAACCGGCUAUUCUGUGGGUAAACGGGAGGACUGGAGAUUACGUCGUUGCUUGGACUAUCAAACAGUUCUAUAUCGUCUCAUACAAGAAAAUAGGAAAUGAUGAUGAUGAUGAUGAUGAUGAUGAUGAUAAGCGAUGGAGUAUCACAUGCACACAGUGUGAGGACAUGGCUUAUAAAGAUUACAAGCUUUAUGUCUAUACCUUUGAUCAUUACAUCAACAUUCUUGAUUUUUCUGGAGAUUGCCCUAAAGAAACCAAGGAAGUAAACCCUUAUCUUAGUCAUCCUUUUCGCUUCGUAGAUACGAUCUAUAAGUUGAGACUUGCGGUCACAAGAGAAGGAGAGGUUUUAAUCGUUCUGAGUUUAGAAGUGUUAGAUGAUACAAAGUUUAGCAUCUUCAAGCUGAAUCUUGAGAUUGGCGAUUGGGAAAGAGUAGAGUCUUUGGGAGAUGAAAUGUUGAUUUUUGGUCAUGGGGUCACAAUAAGAGCACCGGUCAAGGAUAUUAGUGGCGGAGGAAUCAAGAGUGAUUCAAUCUGUUUCCUUGAUGAUGACCAUUUGUUUGAUAACACAAUGAAGAGACAACCAGUUUGCGGUGUGUUCGAUCUUGCCACAAGUACAAUCACAUGGCAUACAAGAUUAGAAGAUCUGUCUUCCAAAAUUUGCUGGUUUGUUCCAGGAUAUGCUAAUUAG